UACAUAGAAUGCUGUAUACUCCUGUUAUGUUCGCUUUAGCCAGCACUUUCAUUAGUCUUACCCAAUGGACUGGAAUGCUGUUUUCGGCGAACAAAAUGCUUUGCUGACAUCUAGGUCGCUAAUCCAUUUACCAUACACAGUAUAUUUUUAAUUAACCACGUAUUCGUUGUUGACUUCGUGUCUUACAAAGCUUGUGUCUAACCCUAACCCUUCACAGCCCACCAACAGCAGCACUAUGCAAUAAAAGCGCUACCUUCGACUACGCACUGAGCGGCGGGUGAGCAAAAUGGACGGACGGGGCCGGCCGGCAUCGCGCGCGAGCAGCUAGGAGGAGGAGGCGCGCUCAAGCGCUCUGCACACCUGCUCAGCGAUGGCAGCAAGAGGACCACAGUAAAGCCGUUUUUUUCGUUCAUUGUUUCCGUUUGUGAAAAGCUGAUGGGGCGGGAGCGAAGACACGUCGCUCAUUCAUUCAGCGUUUCGAGACCUGAAGAUGGGAAUUAAAAGAUAGGCAGCAGAAGAAAAAAAAACGUUCGCCUUGCCCUCUCGAUGCUUUCCAUCCAUCGUCUUUCUUUCUUCCGACAAUUCAUGCGGGAGGAUGCAACAUCCUCUUCGUGAUGGAGCUAAAUACCAAAGCACUGAAUGAAUAACCUGAACAGCUGUGCUAUCUUCAUGGAAAGGAGACGAUAACAUUGCCCAGAUUAAUCAAGGGCUUUUUUUUUCUUCGUGGCUCCCCGUUCUUUUUCGCCUCUAGCCACCCAGAUGAGGGCUAAGAUCUGUUCACAAAACAUGCACGACAGCAAUGUAAUCUUGCAACAGCAAAGCGCGCACUUCAGCGAAGGAGCUUCUUUUAUGAUGCGGCUGUGUACUUGCUAACCAAGGAAUCGGGCAUCUCAACAAGCACAGUAAGAAACAGAUUUAAAGCCAGUCAGUGAAUGUCGCCGUGUCAAAUUGUGCAUCCUAAAGCGUAUGGAGAUACUAUUAUACCUUUCCUCAGCUUUCCUUCUUCAUACCUCAGUGGUCACUGGCACCUCUAUUCAUAUUGGAGUUGGCAGAAACUUCACCAGUGCCUAUGAAAAGAACAUCCUUCCAUGCAGGAAAGAAGAGCUUCAGUGUGGUAAUGGCCUUUGCCUCUUUAACUGGCUAAGAUGUCAUUAUAAGAAGGAUUGUGGUAGAGAUUACAUGUCGAUCCAAUUGAUCUGUUCAGUGAGCUCAAACCACACCAACCCUGUCAAUGAGUACACAGACUUCAGAGAAGGUGGCAACGAGGCUAGCCUGCUGGUAUCGCCCUUGGUGGUGGCAGGUAUCGUCAUCGGCCUGGUACUCUUCCUGUCUUGUGUUACCAUUAUUGUGGGCAGUUUGAGGAAGGAUGGCCGCCUUCGCAAUCCACAUCUGCGUACCGAAGCCAGCUAUGCUCCAGAUGGCUUUUCCUAUGGAGGCUCCAUUAGGGAUCUGAGGUCAAGUUGCAUUGAUGAAUUUCCACCAGCAUUUGACUUUGACUCAUAUAUGGAGACACUGUCUCAAGUCAAUGUAAUCUACCCCGACUCUCCACCACACUAUGAAGAAUGUGUGGGGCCUGGUGCAACACAAAUAUACAUCCCAACAGAUGAUCCUCCCCCCUAUUCAGUAACUGACCCGUGUCAAGAGGAUGUGAUGGCUGAAGCCUCCUGGGUUGUGGGAAGUACCUCCAGAAAUCCAAUCAGGAUGCGGGAGAACGGACAGCAGGCCAUCUCUUCUAUUUCAUUUUCAGCACAUCCCUUGGAGAAUGCACCCCCGUACGAGGCUGUUGUCUGUGAACAGAAUCUUCCCAUUCCCCUUAUCCCACUGGACUUACUAAAGCACACAGACACAGAUUGCCAUCAGCCACAACCUAUUUUUCAUAGACUCUUAUAAGCACUAUCAGCAUGAGAACCUUUUUCAGUGUUCCAAGGCAAGGUUAUUCACUUUGUUUUUUAUUACUGCUAUUGUAGGAGUAUUUUCUCUGUUUUACUUAAGAGAAAAGAUAAGUGAAUAACAUUAAACCCUGUAGCUCAAGCAAUGGAUCCUUUCACCUGUGAAAUCCCGCUUCCAUUAACUUUCAGUAGACUGUACUUGCAGAAUUAUUCAUCAGAUGUUUGUCUCUCGCUGGAAAAACACAGUGAAAUGAAGGAGUAUACUGACUUUUUAUAACAGUUUAUUAUCAAGAACAUAUCUGGAAAAAUUAGUUCAAUUUUGGAGUUACAAGCUAGAUGCCCAGUUCUUAGUAAGUGGUUGGUCACUGCCAAUAAAACAUUGAACUUCAUUGAUAAUGGACAUUUAUACAUUGAAAUGAUCAUUGUGUAGGCUAGUUGGGGAAGGGCUGAGCUACAAUUCUUGUUAUAAAGCAAAGAAUUGUUAAACUGACAAAUUUGAAAUAGAAAAUGCACGAGGAUCUAUGACUGUUAACAAAAGGGAGCUAAAUAAUCCAUAAAUGGUUCUAGCUGUGCAUUAUGUGACCUUUGCUUUAUGGGUUUUUAUCAGAUCAAUAUUUUACAAGUCUCACAGUAAUUCCAACUGUAGUUCAAUUCAAGUAUUUUUUUAAAACAUUUAUCCCAUGUUCUUUGGAAUCCCUAUAAUUCUAGGAUUUUUUAGUAAACAUAGCAUCUGUGCAGUUUUCUUUGAUAAGUUUUCAAAUCUGAAAGCACAUAAAAAUAUUGGUGGAGGAGUCAGGUCACUAAACUGAGUCACUUACUUUUGUACAGAUUAUUCUCUGGGAACACCAGUUUCAGGAUCACAUUGGGGAGCUUGCACUGGUACAGCAUGUUGACACACCCACCAGACGACAAAACAGCUCGGGAUCCUGGUUGGCAGUCCCUCAGGCAGAUAUGUAGUCCGGUCCCACCCUCUGGAAAUGACCAUCUAUCUGCUGUAGCCAGGUGUUAGGUGGGCAUCCCCUUGGCCUGGUCCAGCCACUCAGGUCCUCAACAAUGAGGAUCCUGCGAGCCAGAUCACCCUAAGGGAAUCGCACCACAUGGCCAUACUGCCAUAACUGAUGCUCCCUCACAAUGCAGGUAAUGUGCCUCUUUUGGUACUAUGUGAGCAACCUCUCAUUCAACACAACGAAUACCAGCAGUACCGAAAGGAUUCUCCAAAGAGACAUAGUGCAGAAGGAGUCCAGUCUUCAUCUCUGGUCACUGGAUAUCGUCCAUGUCUUGCAGCCAUAUAGCAAAGCAGGAAGCACUUCGUCCUCUUGCAAAGACUUCGGGAGCGCUACACACCCCUUUCCAGCAACCUUAUGACCCCCCAUGUUCUCCCAAUCCGUCUACUGACUUCAUAGAAAGAGUCACCAGAGACAUGAAUGUCACUGUCAAGAGAUUCAUGUCUCUGUGAACACCUAAUAUACAGUAUUAAAAUGGCAUACACAAAUAUAUGUUAAUUUAAUUGAACUACUAAUAAUUGUCGUGCACAGCAUCACACAGCCAGGUAGGGAUUUCUUUGUAUGAAUAUAUCAGCCACACACCAAUAGUAUUACAUGAAGAUGGGUAAUUCCCUUGUUUAAUAAAUAACUGAAGGAUGUCUGUGUGAGAUUAUUAAGCAAAUGUGUCAUUGUUAUCAUUUUGAAACCACCCUAUUUCACCCUUGCUUUUAUAUACUAUACAUAUUAAUUGGAUAGCUGUACAUAUUACUUUUAAAUGUAGGUAUGCAAUCUUCAGGCAUCACUUUCCAACACAGUACAAGAGUAGUGCAGUAGCAUAGAAUAUACAGUUAGAACAGAAUUUGACUCAAAGCUGUUUUCAGCAAAGAAAGAUUAGGACUUUUCCCUUUAUUCCACUUAUUGAUUAUUGGGUACACUUUUGUAAGUUGUACUGUACAGUGCAGGAUUUUAAGAAAUGUAAGCCUUCUUUAUUGUUUUGGUAAAUGUUGUAUUCAUUUCUCACACCCUGUUUCUUCAUCACCAAGCAACCAUUUCUGUUAAUAUGCAGAAGACUUUGGGGCCAAAAGCAAAUGGUAGAGUCUGUCAUGGUCAGCUUAUGGGAGACGGUUUUAAUUAUAAAAAUCCUCUGUAGCUAGCAAAGUUUCUGUAUCAUACAGAUUGAAAAGUAAUAUUUUUAUAUAUAAAUGACUGCUUUUAUUCAGCAGGCCUGUGACUUCCUAGAUUCUUACAUUGUUGGUGAGGAUUUGUGCCUCUCAAUUCAGAAUAGUCCACAACCACAAAAGAAAGACAAAGCUCAGAGAUUCUCCGUCAUGUGUGUCAUGGUGCACUUUGAUGCACACUUCUGUUGUGAUGGCAGCACAUUCGGGUAUGUGGCUAUUUCAUUCAUUCUUCGUAUAUCAGUUUUGUUGUGGAUUAGUGACUAUAAGGAGUAGUGUUAUAGAAGGCCAGAGAAUGCCUGGUUUUAUCUGUAAAAAUAACAGGUUUAAACAAGAAACAAAUAGGACAGCCAAAUCUUCAUCUCUUUUUUUAAAUCAGCUUUGUUUUUGUGUAUAAAAUAACGUUACUUUUAUGUUAAGCAAGUCAAAUCAAGCAUUUUGUGUCAAGAAAACAACAUAACACUGAAUUGAUUACUUGUGAUAUAUUUAUACAAUGCUUGUGCUAAUAAGCUUUCAAAUAUCAGUAAAGAAAUAAUUUUCUUUUUUGAUUAUUUCUAAAAUGCAUUCAUUUUCUGUAAAAGAUCAGUAUUUGCCUGACUAGUAUUUUCUUUAUCAACAUCUGAAUGACUGACAUAAAUUUAAACAGCUUUAUUGAUUAAAAUGAUUAAAAAGAAUGAGAUUUCAUUUUCACAGAUUAAAAUAUCAGCUUAUGCAAUGUAAUAUUUCAAGCAGUCAAACGGUUUAGUUUGUUGCUUUUUUUUCUUUAGAACAAAAUGGAUCAAUAUUAACAUUUAGAGUUUCACCCUGCAGUGUUUUUCCUAAUAAUGUAAGUUAUUCCACAAAUGUACUGUGCAUUAUUAACGAUUGUCUUUACUGAUGAAACGCAAACUGACGAAGAUUCAGAAAUUCUUCUUGUUGGGAGAGAAUUACCACGAUUUGUGGCAGUUUGGAUGCAAUUUAAGAAUUUAGUAAACUCUCCAAGCCAGAGGAAGCAGUUCUGUGGGAUUUAUAUAUCAGUUUUGUCUGAAAUCCCAUUUUAUAUAUAUGAUCAUGUCAUGUGCUAUUAGAAAAAUUGUGUGAAUGCAUUUCAGAUUUAAAUGAAAUAAAUGACCAGGCUAAAGAACUGUUGGUUACAUAUUAAGAGGCCUGCUUUCUAAACAUGAUGCGUUAUUUACUGGUUGUCACGUACAGUAGACAAUGCACUAAUGUCAGUAGUUAAGUAAAUGUGCAACCACUGAAAAUACUUUCUAUUUCAUUGGUAAUAUACUUUUUAUUGAGUGUUUGUGUAGAAGAGAAUUAAAUGGUACCCACCUGCACGCAAUAAAAGCAGUAUUGUAGGCUACUGCUUGCUUAGUUAGCAUAAAGCAGGCAUUAAAACAUGUCUUUGGACACCACAGAAAACUGCUUAAAAGAAAUGUUAAAAUGCUGUAAACAAGCAGAAGAGCCGAUUUGGUGUUCUCUUUAAAGCAGCAGCUCUAAUGACACUGUUUAAUGUUGUUAUGCCACCGUCUGUCUGUCACUGUGUAUUUGCAGCUGUUGAUUCUAUUUGGUAGCAUAGCAUUUAUAUAUAUUGUGUUAUUUAAAGCACCAAAGGUUACACAAAUAAUUGUUUGUAUUAAUGGAGCUAGGCAGAAUUUGUUUUGAUGAAAAUAAAAUAGAAAUAAUAAAAUAGCAAGUAGUUUACAUUGAUACUAGCUCAAUAUAUGAAAAGCUAAAUACAAAUUUUAAAAGUUACAGAAGGAAUUUGAUUAAUCUCUUUUGAUUUUAUAGCAAACAUUCACUUAGCACUGCCCUGAAAAAUGUUUCCCUCAAAUACUGACGUAUGGUUUCAGAACCACUCAGAAAUUAUUCUUAUUAGGAGUAUGUAAACUAAAACGAAUGCAUCUCAUUAAAAUAGUGACAUUUGUAGACAUUUGUCAAACAGUAUAAUAAAUAAAUAUGUUUAAGAUUACAAUGAGAAAAAAAAAGUUUACUGUCUGACAAUAUGGCAAAUUAUUUGAUGUUCAUGAAGAGCACCUACCAUUUCUUAAAUACGUUUGCCAUGGUUUCAGCAAUUCUGCAAUAAAUAAUAGCAUUUGCAGCAAUGAAGUGAAAUGUAUGCAUUUGUAGGAUACAGCGUAAUGGGAUGAAGACUUUACCAGCUAAUCCAACGUUGAUACACUGAGAACGAAGUAUGAAAUCAACCGAAAACCGAACAUGUAAAGGGUUUUUUUUUGCCUUCACAUUUUCCAUGCUUUACAGUAUUUUUCUUUCUCUCUGUAAUUUAAAAUUGCUUGUAACCACCAAACCAAAUUCCAAGCAGGCUAAUUUUGUAAGCAGUGUUCUCUGGUGAGCUGCUUGAUAAAGAAACUAUAAGUUUUGUUUAUUUGUAAACAGUUCCAACAGAAUAUUGAUAGUUUUUUCAUUCAUGCAAAUUUAUAAUAUUCUGUUCAGUCAAAGUUUUAACAUGGUUGAUAUCUGAAAAGCAUGCGUGUUAUGUUAUGUGAACAUCCCUGCAUGAGUGAUUAUGGGUGCAGACGUCAUCCUGCCCUACAUUGGACCUGCAUCCUGACCCAGGGUGUUUCUUAAUAAGCUACAUAGAAUAGACACUGUAAUGAAAAAGAGGUGGACAGAUGUAAUUACACACAAGAGAGUUUAUACAAUGAAAGCUUAGCUAGUCUGUAGUUAUUAUUAAAUCAGUUAUUAAAGUAUAUCUUUAUUAAUGUACAAUAAGCCAAUGAUGCCGUGCCUUUACAAUUAUGGCGGUUAAUGUAAUGGAAACGUUACCCUGAAUUUGAAAAUUCAUAGCUCUGUUUACAUUAAAAUUAAUUUGUGAUUAAGUGAGAAUUACCCAAAUGGUAGAAAAGAAAUCGUAUAACUAACACUGCAUUCAAAACUGUCAAGAUCAUAGAAUUUUAUUUUUAAUCCAACAUCAUCACUAGCAUACUACACAAUAUUUUAAAGACUGAAAGCAUCAACACAUAUGUUAUCUGUUAUACAGUAUAAUACUGCAAAUCAUGCGUCCUUUUACCAAGAAUCCUUAUUUAUAAAAGUCAUGCCAAAAGUAAUGAACA
Molecule: messenger RNA, 7100 nt
Organism: Erpetoichthys calabaricus (reedfish)
Lineage: Eukaryota; Metazoa; Chordata; Cladistia; Polypteriformes; Polypteridae
Gene: bean1
Product: brain expressed, associated with NEDD4, 1
Exons: 6
Coding region: 967-1890 (307 amino acids)
Molecular function (GO): protein binding
Source: RefSeq, a predicted model, not a curated record